Messenger RNA from Malania oleifera, 733 nucleotides. Its product is annotated as protein METHYLENE BLUE SENSITIVITY 1-like. The transcript has a single exon. NCBI's taxonomy places the organism in Eukaryota, Viridiplantae, Streptophyta, Magnoliopsida, Santalales, Ximeniaceae. Bases 278 to 592 code for a protein of 104 amino acids. The record is from RefSeq and is a predicted model, not a curated record.
GCAACACCGCUCCAUACAGAUAAUCACCUCACCUAUACAACCACGCAACGCAACCCCCCCUCUGCCCCCUCACUCCAUAACCCCCAAUCCUCACUCUCACUCCCUACCCAAAACUAGGGUUUCUUAUUCUCCCGUCCAUUCCAAAUUCCCCUUUAUAUACCAGGCGUGAUCGACUGUAUCACCUCUGGUCAAAUACCAUAAUCGAUUUAUCGCCGGAGAUUAAGGAUAUACACGAUCGGAUCAGGGGCAGCGCAUCGUCGUCGAUAGCACUUCGAGUAUGACGGGCAAGGCGAAGCCGAAGAAGCACACGGCGAAGGAGAUCGCGUCGAAGGUGGACGCGGCGACCACCAACCGCGGCGGCGGGAAGGCGGGGCAUGCUGACCGGACGGGGCAGGACAAGGGCGGGCACGCGAAGUUCGAGUGCCCACACUGCAAGGUCACUGCGCCCGACGUGAAGUCGAUGCAGAUCCACCACGAUGCGCGCCACCCGAAAAUACCUUUUGAUGAGUCGAAAGUCACGAAUCUUCACGCUGUCCAUACGGCGGAGACCUCCAAGGCCCGUCCCGGCGUCCGCGGAAGCUUCAAGAAGUGAAUGAAUCGAACAUUGAGUAGGAAGGUCUCUGCUUCUGAGUAUUCUACUUUGUUCAUCUUUGGCUUGUGUUGUAUGUGGAUGUGAAGUUUACAAAGCGUCGUUGAUAUGCGUAAUAGUAGAAUUCCCUUAUUAUUAUUAUUA